UAUAUAUAUAUAUAUAUAGCACUGAGAACAAUGCCGGUAGCAUUCUGUAAGUGUUAGCUAUAAAUAUUAUUAUUAUUAUUCCAUAAGUGAAUAAAUUUUGUUGCACAUGAUUGUCACAUUUGUUAUUAAAAAGCCAAACAGAGUUGUUUUAAACCAUCUAAUUGUAAAAUAUCAUUUAAGAAGAAGCUGGCUCCCCAAAAUGAGAUCAUUUGCUUUAUUUUUAGAAAAUAAACCAAUAAUUUCCAAGGUAUCUUUGGACUGCUGCAAAGACAGUAAGAUUAAGUAAAGCUGGAUUCAGUGCCCAUGGUACCAGCUGUUUACAAAUAACUUUUAAAAAGUAAUACAGAAGGAAGAAUUACUAGAUUGAAAAGAAAAGAUUGCCUGAAUGUGCAUGUCAUAUAUAAUUAAAUCUAAAAAUCUAUUAUUUGCCACCUAUGUAUGUUAAGCCUCUCUUCCUUGUGACAUCACACAAAAAUGGUGAAAUUUUCAUGAGACCUGAAGAGACUACUUAUAUGGUAUCAUCCUAAAUAACAACCAUAUAAAAUUCUUUUUGUGGGCCCCCUGAUGGCUGGAACUGGAGUGGGGUGGUAAUCAGUUACUUUCCUUCAUUCAGAGGAAAAUUAUAUCAGCUUAUAAGUUAAUAUUGGUUACACUUAGAUCACAAUUUUAUGCAUGGGUUCUCUAGAUAUUUACUUAUUUUUGAAAGUAAUUUUAACUCUUAUUUUUUGUAGUGUGAUAGAAAAUAUUAAAUUGGACUAAACCCCAUGUCAGAGAUAAGACAGUCUUGCUUGUAUAAUUAGGAAAACCUAAAAAAAAAAAAAAAAAAAGAUUUUAUAAACAUUGCAAAAGUCAAUCAAAAGGAUACCUUCUUGAGAAUGAAAACAACCUCUAGGUAAAUUGAAUUACUGUUCCCAAAUAUUUAUGUCCCUUCUAAUGGGAGGACUUUACCUCCCUACUGUUAACAGCAGGCUUGGCCCUUUGCCUUGAUUUGUUCAGUGAAAUAUUAAAGGAAGUGAUGUUUGCUACAUAGUUCUGACAUCUCUCUUUUCCUUGUAUGACAAGAAUGGCAUGUCCCAAAGAUGGGAUGCCCCUUUCACCUGGGUCCCAGAAUAAUGGAACAAACUUGAAGAUGACUGUGAUUGACAAAGAAUAUGAAGAGAAAGAAUCCUUCCUGUCCUUUUUGUCUGGAGGAUCAUGUGAUUUGCAGACAGUGAACCCAAGGCCUCGUAGCCCUGAUGCUGCACUUUGCUCUUUUACAAGAGUUGCUGCUUUCCCAACACCCCCACCUGCCAGGAGGAGAGGAAGCCAGAGCUCCUAUGAAGUUAGGAAGACCAUGUGGCCAAUGAAGUUGACCAACAAGCUUGUGCAGCCACAAGAUGGCAGAGCCUCCAUCAUCCUCAACUUGGUAACAACAAUAAUUGUAAUACCAACACCAACACAAGUAAAAUUAGCCCAGCAGUUCAACCAGAUGAGCAUAGAAACUGCACCAACCUUUCUGGUUUUCCUGAACUCAGAAUAUGAGCCUUGUUUGGGGACCCUGAUCCACAAACAGUGGGUUCUCACUGCAGCCCACUGCUUCUUACCAUUUCUUGAGAUAAACGUUGCGGCUUCAAAAGAGAAUUUUCAAAACAAGAUGGGGAACUUAAGACCCACAUUUAUUGUCCAACACCCAGAUUUUACCCGGGAUUCUGCUGAGCAUGACCUCAUGCUCAUCAAGCUGAAUCAUCCUGUAGAGCUCAAGGAUCAGGUCAAGCUGGUGGUUCUACCCAACACCACGAAUGACAGAAGAGGGGAAAAGUGCACUGUCUCUGGCUGGGGCUGGGAAUGGAGGAAUUUCAACCCAGAACCUGAUAUCCAGAUAAACCAGACUGUCUUUUGGUUUUCUAAUGAUGACUGCCAAGAGUCCCUUGUAAGAAAAAUUCCUAUUAAAAUCACAGAAAACAUGUUCUGUGCAGGAUCAUCUCUGGAGAACACACACUCAUGUAAGGAAUUAGAUGCUGUCCCAAUCCUGUGCCAAAAUCAGCUCCAUGGGAUCCUAUCUUGGUCAGCAGGGUGUAUUUUGAAAGGUGAUAUUGGCUACUACACCAAGGUUUCCUGCUAUAAAGACUGGAUCCACAAAGUUAUCCACAGCAACUAAGCUCUCUCUGUUCCCUCUCCCAGUGGCCUCAGAACUGAGUCUACCAUUCUUGACCCUCUUUUCCCUUUAGCCUCAGAACAAGAUGGGAAUAGAGCCUUUAGCUAUAA
This is a messenger RNA of Herpailurus yagouaroundi (jaguarundi), 2244 nucleotides long. RefSeq names its product serine protease 58-like. Gene Ontology annotation, molecular function: serine-type endopeptidase activity. The coding region runs from base 1055 to 2137 and encodes 360 amino acids. Gene Ontology annotation, biological process: proteolysis. The transcript is spliced from 8 exons. The record is from RefSeq and is a predicted model, not a curated record. NCBI's taxonomy places the organism in Eukaryota, Metazoa, Chordata, Mammalia, Carnivora, Felidae.